AUGUCAUAUAAACGAAUCAAUGGAGUGGAUGAAAGUGAUAACCGAAAGAAAAGAAGAAACGAUGAUUUCGAUGCCUUUGAUUCGAUCAUAGGUGAUAUGCAUAAAUCUAAAGAGGCAACAACACAAGGUAAGACGGCAAGAUCUACAUUCUCAUCGGAAGCUGUCAUUAAGAAGAUCAUCGAUCUGACAAAGGAGAACGAUGUGAUGAACUUGGAGGUGGAGGCGAGAAUCGGAAGGUUGACGUCGGAGUUCAAGUCUGGUGUGAUUCAAGAGGAUUUCAAUACGUUGUACAGCGCGAUGCGAUCAAAGUUUGGUGAGCCGACCAAGGUGACAGAGACUGAUCACAUCUUUGACGACUAUCGUAUUGUGUUUUGCGAGGACACUCAGAAGGUGCUGCGAAAAGAGUCGAAAGUCGAUAAGAAUACCUUCAACUUGCCCACCAACUUGAUCUACGACAUUAGGAUAUCGGUGUCGAUCGAACAGCAACUGCCGGUGCCGAUCUACUUGCCCGAGGGCAACCGACCACGUCGUUACAAGACACGUUAUACAUUCACCGACAAACAAUGGAAGAUCGAUCUCACACAGGUUAUAAACUACACACCCGGUGUAGAAACACAGGUAUCCAGUCUCGAAGUCGAAGUGGAGUUACUACCAAACGCAAUCGAAGGUUGUACAAAUGUAGAUAAUUUAAAAUCAUUAUUAAAUAGAUUCCUAAAUGAAGCAAAGAGCUUGAUAUCUAUGAUUCAACCAAAACAAACAUUAUCAUUCCCAGAUGUAGAAAUGGAAAAAGUUAGUAAUUUUCAAGAGAUUAUGGAUUUAAAAAAAACAUUGUUUCAAUUUAUGCCUGGAUCGAAUGAGAAUAAACAAGAUACAUUCCCAGGUUCGAUGCCUAUAAAUUUCGGAAAGAAAUACUUUAGCCAUGUACAAGCGAAUGACUACUAUGUAUCAGAGAAGACCGAUGGUGUGCGAUACCUACUUCUGAUAGCGAAAGACAAUGUAUAUUUAGUAGAUAGAAAGUUUGAUUUUUAUAGUGUUAAAUUUGAUAAACUUAUAGAAAUAUAUGGAAAUGAUACAUUGAUGGAUGGUGAAAUGAUUAGACAACUACGAACAAAGAAACCAAUAUUUUUAGUAUUCGACUUGCUGUCGUGUCGUGGUGUUUGUGUUGCUGGUAAGGAUCUAUCUGGUCGUAUCGAAGCAAUCAGAAAUUCGAUUACAGGUCCUUUCAUGCACAAAGUUGAGAAUCAACAUCAUCAAACGCCUCUACCAUUUUUGAUAUGGGGAAAGAACUUCUUUAACAAAACUCAAAUCGAAAGUGUAUUCAAAUCAAUUAAACAGAGAGGAGAAGAUAGACAAUAUGUUGAUCAUAAAAGAGAACAUAAUACAGAUGGUAUCAUUUUCACACCGAAUACACCAUAUACACCUUAUACACAGAACGAUUUAUUCAAGUGGAAAUAUCUGGACAAGUGGACUAUCGAUUUUAAGAUUAUGGACAAGGGUCAGAAGGGAUGGUAUCUCACUUGCAUUGGAAAUGGAAAUAGCGACGUUGAGAUUCGAUCGUUGAACUUCUCGCGUGACGACAUUGAGAAUCUGCAGCGUGAUUUUAAACGUGCACGUGAUCCAAACACUGUGAUUGUGGAAUGCUCUUUCCAGCCAAACACUGGCAAGUGGAAAUAUCAUAUGGUGCGUGCCGAUAAGUUCAAAGCCAACUAUAUUUCGAUUGUCAUGGAUACGAUGGAAUCGAUUGCCGAAGCUAUCUCAUCGGAGGAACUGCAGUAUCGUAUUCCACUGAAGCACGAAGCCGACACUUGGGACUACGAGAUCCAAAAGAUGAGAGCAGCAAUGCUACAGAACCUCAAGAACAAGAAGAAGGCUGGUAAUUCAUCGUCGUCGUCGUCGUCAUCGAGUUCCUCUUUGUCGUCAAACAACACCUCGCAUAGCAGGCCACCCAACAGCAACAACAGCAGCGCCAAUCAUCAACAUUCUGGCCAACGACCAAAUAACAACAAUAGCAACAGCAGCAGCAGCAAUAAUAAUAACAAUCAAACCAACUCUGCAUACUACCAAGGUAGUAAUUUCGAAGGUGAUCCAUUUGGAACUGACGAAGAUAUCGAACCAUUCCAACAUGAUGGACAACCAAUUUUCGAAGAUACCACAUAUGAUAGAGAGGAUGAUCUUGAUGGUGAAGGUGAUGAUGAAUAA
Messenger RNA from Heterostelium album PN500, 2199 nucleotides. RefSeq lists its product as uncharacterized. Gene Ontology annotation, molecular function: ATP binding; mRNA guanylyltransferase activity; polynucleotide 5'-phosphatase activity. Bases 1 to 2199 code for a protein of 732 amino acids. The record is from RefSeq and is a predicted model, not a curated record. Gene Ontology annotation, biological process: 7-methylguanosine mRNA capping. The transcript is spliced from 6 exons. Lineage: Eukaryota; Evosea; Eumycetozoa; Acytosteliales; Acytosteliaceae.